AUGAUAAAUUUAUCAUAUGAAAGUGAUCAUAAAAUAGGAGUCCAAAGAAUAUCCAGUUCAUAAAUGCCUAAAUCUUUACAUUCUCCUUCAGAUCUUAAACCACCAACUAUUAAUUCAUCUCUUUUGAGUAAUGUAAAUCCAUUUUCGGAUCCUGUAAAAUGAUAUUUCAUUGUUAGAGCAUUCAUAGAUAAAGUGAUCCAUAACGACCAAGUCAUCUAUUAAAUGGAGACACACCUGAAGUUAGACUUAUAGAUGAAACAGAUACUAAAAGAAUGAAAAAAAGUAAUUUUAAUAGGUUUAAGAAGUUUGUAUUUUCAUAACCUAAUAUGGGUAAAGAUAUUUUAGAUAAAAAAUUCAUUCAUAAAUUCAUAGGUGUUCUCAAACAAAAAGCGUAUAUUUAUAAUGACUACUUUUUUAAUUCAUUAUAAAAACAAAUUUUAACUGAAAAAUACAUGACAAUGCCUAAUAAUACACUUAUAAAUAAUAGAAAUCUAAUAAUAUUAGAUUUUUUAUUUUAUUUUAUUUGGGAUUUGGUCACUUUAUUAUAAACUAUCAUUUUACUAUUUUGGUUAAUCUUUAAAAUUGCAUUUCAAUCAUAAAAUCAAUAAUUAACAUAAAUUAUAUUCAUUUUAUUUAUUGUACUCGAUAUAUUUAUUUGUUUAAUUUCCCCAUAUAUUUAAAAAGGAUACAUGAUAAUUAACAAAUUCGAUGUUAAACGACAUUAAAUUCCUUGUAAUAUACUUGUUAAUAUAAUAUAUUCAGUUUCAACUACGGUAUUGCUAUUAUAAAAUAAUAACGAUGAAAUUUUACUCAUUUUAUAUGCCUUAUAAUUUAUUUCAUCAUUUGUAAAAUUAAAUUCAAUCCUUAAUAAAUUAUAAGAUUUUACCUCCUUAAAUUUUGAACUAAUUAUAAAUAUUGGAUAAUUAUUGUAUUUAUUACAUUUAAGUUCAUGUUUAUGGCAUAUAAUUGGAAUAAAUGAUGAAAAAUCAUGGAUUUAUCAAUAUAAUUUAGAUGAAUCAGAUAAAAUGACUAAAUACUGUCAUUCAUUCUAUUAUUCAAUAUCCUUAUUAUUUAAUGUAGGUUCAAGUAAUAUCAUCAUUACUACAAAUAAUGAAUUACUUUUUUCGAGUAUUUUAACAUUUCUUUCUAUUUGGAUUUGUAGUUUAAUACUAUUAUAAUUAAAUUCACAUUUAAGAAACUAUUAUAAAUAAUAACUUAAUUUAUUGUAUUUAUUUUAUUAAUAUUUAGUAAGGAAAUGGAAAUUAUAAAUGCAUUUUUAAAUAGAAGAAAAGUUCCUUUGUUAAUGAAAGCUAAAGUAAGAAAUUACAUAAAAUACAUGUUUUACAAUAAAAAGAAUGAUUAUGAGGUAUUUUAUAACAUGGUAAACUUAGAUAAGAUUUAAAAUAUUCUUUAAUCAUUAAGACCAGAUCUAAAAGAAGAAUUAAUAUUAUAAAUGAGAUCGAAAGCCUUGUCUUCUUGUAAAUUAUUACAAAAAUUCUCCAAAGAUUCACUAUAAGAAUUAACCAAAUAUAUGGAACAUAUUCACUAUAAACCUAAUGAAAUUAUUUCAUAACAAGAUUAAUCAUUAUAUUUGAUUGACUCAGGAGAAAUUGAAGUAUAAGAAUAUGAUUAGACUUUGUUAACUUUAAAAUAAGGAGACUACUUUGGAGAAAUUGCAUUUUUUACUGAUUUUUCAAAUAAAACAAUUUUUAAGACAUCAGAAUUUACUUAGCUAUAUAAAAUUAAUUAAUCUAAUUUCUUACAAAUUAUAUCUUCAAAUAAAGUGGAUCAUGAAAGAUUUAUCUACAUCAAACAUUCUCUUAUAUAUGGAUAUUUUAAAGUUAUCAAUUUGAAAUGUUAUUCUUGCAAUUCAUAAAAUCAUUUAAUUAAUUCUUGUCCCUUUUUGAAUUAUAAACCAGAUAUAGAAAAAAUCUUUAAAAAAGAUAAUUUUCAUUAAUAAAAUAGAGCUACAUUUAUUAGAGAUAAAAAUUUUGAUUAGAGAGAUUAAAAUAGAAUUUUUAAAAGGAUUUUUGUAAAAAUAUGAAUAAAUUUAGAUUAAUUUUGAUGCUUUGAAAAUGUUUAGAUUGAAAUAUGAUCUUAUUGAUUAAGAUGAAUAUGAUCCAAGAAGUAAUGAAAUAAUUGAAACUGAAGAUAUAGAAUCUGAUUCUGAUUCAGGUGAAUCUUAUGAACAAUAUCAAUCAGAUCAAAUACUCUCUGACAAUAGGUUUAUUGACAAAUAAGAUGGGUAAUUAUUUAUCCUAGAAUUAGUACAAUUGUGAGUAUUAUUAAGUAAUAAGAUUAAUUGAGAGAUAAUUCUAAAAUAUUAUUGGAGGUCGAUGAUAAUGUUGAGGAAAUGUUUAUAAUUAGACCAAAUAAUUAAAAAACAACAGNUUUAUUUUAUUAAUAUUUAGUAAGGAAAUGGAAAUUAUAAAUGCAUUUUUAAAUAGAAGAAAAGUUCCUUUGUUAAUGAAAGCUAAAGUAAGAAAUUACAUAAAAUACAUGUUUUACAAUAAAAAGAAUGAUUAUGAGGUAUUUUAUAACAUGGUAAACUUAGAUAAGAUUUAAAAUAUUCUUUAAUCAUUAAGACCAGAUCUAAAAGAAGAAUUAAUAUUAUAAAUGAGAUCGAAAGCCUUGUCUUCUUGUAAAUUAUUACAAAAAUUCUCCAAAGAUUCACUAUAAGAAUUAACCAAAUAUAUGGAACAUAUUCACUAUAAACCUAAUGAAAUUAUUUCAUAACAAGAUUAAUCAUUAUAUUUGAUUGACUCAGGAGAAAUUGAAGUAUAAGAAUAUGAUUAGACUUUGUUAACUUUAAAAUAAGGAGACUACUUUGGAGAAAUUGCAUUUUUUACUGAUUUUUCAAAUAAAACAAUUUUUAAGACAUCAGAAUUUACUUAGCUAUAUAAAAUUAAUUAAUCUAAUUUCUUACAAAUUAUAUCUUCAAAUAAAGUGGAUCAUGAAAGAUUUAUCUACAUCAAACAUUCUCUUAUAUAUGGAUAUUUUAAAGUUAUCAAUUUGAAAUGUUAUUCUUGCAAUUCAUAAAAUCAUUUAAUUAAUUCUUGUCCCUUUUUGAAUUAUAAACCAGAUAUAGAAAAAAUCUUUAAAAAAGAUAAUUUUCAUUAAUAAAAUAGAGCUACAUUUAUUAGAGAUAAAAAUUUUGAUUAGAGAGAUUAAAAUAGAAUUUUUAAAAGGAUUUUUGUAAAAAUAUGAAUAAAUUUAGAUUAAUUUUGAUGCUUUGAAAAUGUUUAGAUUGAAAUAUGAUCUUAUUGAUUAAGAUGAAUAUGAUCCAAGAAGUAAUGAAAUAAUUGAAACUGAAGAUAUAGAAUCUGAUUCUGAUUCAGGUGAAUCUUAUGAACAAUAUCAAUCAGAUCAAAUACUCUCUGACAAUAGGUUUAUUGACAAAUAAGAUGGGUAAUUAUUUAUCCUAGAAUUAGUACAAUUGUGAGUAUUAUUAAGUAAUAAGAUUAAUUGAGAGAUAAUUCUAAAAUAUUAUUGGAGGUCGAUGAUAAUGUUGAGGAAAUGUUUAUAAUUAGACCAAAUAAUUAAAAAACAACAGUAAAUACUGCUUAAUUCUAAUUUGAUUAGUAAUAACAAUACUAAUAUUAAUAAUAAUAAUAGUAAUAAUAAUAAUAGUAAUAAUAAUAAUAAUAAUAAUAAUAAUAAUAAUAAUAAUAAUAAUAAUAAUAAUAAUAAUAUUAACAAUCGUAAUCAUAAUAAUAAUAGUUAUAGUAAUAAUAAUUAUUAUAAUAAUAAUUGUAAUAAUAAGCAACACAAGCAUCAUAUAGAUUUUCAUUAAUGCCAAUAGAUCCGAAGAUUAGAAAAUAAUCAUCUUCACAAUUAGAAUAAGUAUCAUCUUAAAAUAUAGCAACUGAAGGAUAGAUUCCGUCAGUAAAGGGAUCAAAACAUAAUUCCCAAAUUGCUUUUAAAGGUGAAUAUAGUGAUAAAUUAAAAUUUGGAUCCUAAAAUAAAAUAUCAAGUUACAUUAGUCUUGAUAAUAAGGUUAAAAGGAAUUUGUCAAGAAUAAGAGAGGAAGAUUCUGAUACUUUGAAUUUAUCAAAUCGUUAUAAUUCAGAGGAAUAACAAAGUUCAUAAAACAUGAAAUACUUUUAUAGAUAGAGUCAAAAUUCAUUGCCUUCAAGAAACACUUAUUUGAGGCCCUCAAUGAAAAGAAUUUCAUCUAAAAUAUCAUCAAUAAAUUUAAUACCUGGAACUAGAACAUAUAAUAAAACAAAUAAUCCAUUUACAAGAUCUUUUGUAAACUUUCCUACAACAGCAGGAAUGGUGGAUUUAAGUAUGUACAAAAGAGAGGAUUUAAAACCUGAAGAUUUUGAGACAAUGUUUGUUUAUAAAAUAUAUUUUCCUUUAGGAAAUUAUCCAAACAUAAUUUAGAGAUUGAAUUUUUAUUUAAAAUGGAAAUUGUAGGAAUUUGUUUAAUCUAAAUAUACAUUUUAAUAUAAAGUGAAAUAGUUAACAUAGAAACACAGUCUAUUGUAGAUGAAUCCUGAUUUGUUGAAUAUUAAAAGUUAAUCGAAAGCAAUAUUUGAAUGA
Messenger RNA from Paramecium primaurelia, 4545 nucleotides. Lineage: Eukaryota; Ciliophora; Oligohymenophorea; Peniculida; Parameciidae. The record is from the annotation of a GenBank genome assembly.